AUGGGUCACGUAGCUCUCCCCACGGGAGUUUCGCUCCCCUCUUCCCUGGAUCAAGCCAGGAUACCUCGCCUUCCGGCCACUGCGUACUACAUCGCAGAUUUCAUAAGUGAAGAGGAAGAGCGUCUCAUUCUGGACAAGCUCACGGUGAACAAGAUCUCAGGCGCGCCGAAGCCUAAGUGGAAGCAACUCUCCCAUCGACGUCUACAGACAUGGCCAUCCGACUUGGUCCAAGACAGGCUCCUCGACGCCCCUCUGCCAGCUUGGCUCAACGAACCCGUGGUGUCGCGGUUGCUCUCAAUUCCUCUUGCCGGUCACGACAGCUCCGCCCAUCUCUUCGCCUUGAGCCCGCAUAAACGCCCAAACCAUGUCCUGAUCAACGAGUAUCCCCCAGGGAUAGGCAUUAUGCCGCACAAAGACGGGGCGGCCUACCACCCGGUCGUCUGCACUGUCAGCUUGGGAGCCAGUCUUUGUCUCAACAUAUAUUCAAGCAAAGAGGACGGUGCCCUCAACCCUGAACCAGCUCACAGAAUACUACAGGAGCCCCGAAGCCUUCUCAUCACAACGGGCGACCUGUACACCCAAUAUCUGCAUGGCAUUGCCGAUGUUCAGGCAGACAUUGAUCUUUCCCCCGAGACUGUCAGCAACUGGGAUAUGUUACGGACGCCAGAAGAUUUUGCUCAUGGUGACAAUCAACGGUCGACCCGAACAAGCUUGACAUAUCGAGAUGUUCUGAAGGUUUCGAAGCUCGGAAACAACAUCGGUAAAUUUCUCAAGCGUUGA
This is a messenger RNA of Diaporthe amygdali, 780 nucleotides long. RefSeq lists its product as uncharacterized. Bases 1 to 780 code for a protein of 259 amino acids. The record is from RefSeq and is a predicted model, not a curated record. NCBI's taxonomy places the organism in Eukaryota, Fungi, Ascomycota, Sordariomycetes, Diaporthales, Diaporthaceae. The transcript is spliced from 2 exons.